Symbiodinium sp. CCMP2592 is the source of this 972-nucleotide messenger RNA. The record is from the annotation of a GenBank genome assembly. Lineage: Eukaryota; Dinophyceae; Suessiales; Symbiodiniaceae.
GGUGCCUUUUCGAUGUCCGGUUCUUCCGAGGAGCUGGAGGAGGUCUGGGUGGAAAGCCCAGAGGAGACAAGGGCGAGGGCCGGGCCACCGCCGCCGCAUCCUGUUCAAGUCGAGCAGGCUCUUGCGCACCGCAUAUCGCGGGCUGUGGCACGUGAGCUCCCUUCCUUUGUCGGCCCGAUCGUGUGCUACAUCCCUUGGCAUCAUGCCGGCCUGACCUCAAUGAGAAUCACGGUGGAACCUAUGCGAGAGCAGGACAGGGCUCACCAGAAUCUCUUGAAUUGGGGCGCCGAUGGUCCCAGGGAGGACCUCCAGGGCAGGACUGAGGGCCCAGGGCUGGAGGACCGCAACUUGUCCUACCUGCUGUCCGCGGCCAUUGGUGACGCCAUGAUGAGGCAUGGCAGGCCCACCCAAGUGGUCCUCACACGGCUGGCGCCAGAGAUCACUGCCCCGGAUAGGCGAGAGGCCAUGCUGACGGCGAACGUUCGCAGGAUGACACCUGCGGAAGCGGGCGAUGAGCUGGCACUCUGGACGGGCAGCCCAUCCAGGCUGGGGGAAGCGCUGCCAUUGCGCGUAUGGCAGGCCCACAAGUGGUCCAGGCUGGCGCUGAUCGACCAUGCGUUCGCGGAUGAGCUGAGCUGGCAGCUGGGCCUGAUCACCCGUGCGGAAGCUGAGGAGCUGACGGCUCAGCUACGGGCUGCUUUGAUGGCGGAGGAGGCAGAAGAGGCCGCGGCAUCCUCGACGACCCCGGGCACGACCAGCAGGGUGGAGGCCACAGCGGGUGCAUUGACAUCGACCACGGCCCCGCCUUCGACUCCGACACCGACUCCUCGAUCCGCGUCAUCGGCGGCACCGAAGCCGAAGCCUUCCAGGAAGUGGGCAGCCUACUUGAGGAGUCUUGUGGUUUUGUCUUCCGGGUGGUUUCUUCAAGGGAUCAGCCAGCAACUCUGCUUCUCAGGCGACCUCGCCCCUUGA